Suncus etruscus (white-toothed pygmy shrew) is the source of this 1359-nucleotide messenger RNA. RefSeq names its product ADRM1 26S proteasome ubiquitin receptor (gene ADRM1). Gene Ontology annotation, cellular component: proteasome regulatory particle, lid subcomplex; nucleus; cytoplasm. Gene Ontology annotation, biological process: ubiquitin-dependent protein catabolic process. Bases 42 to 1265 code for a protein of 407 amino acids. The record is from RefSeq and is a predicted model, not a curated record. The transcript is spliced from 9 exons. Gene Ontology annotation, molecular function: proteasome binding; ubiquitin binding; endopeptidase activator activity. NCBI's taxonomy places the organism in Eukaryota, Metazoa, Chordata, Mammalia, Eulipotyphla, Soricidae.
AGGAGGAGGAAGCGACUCCCGCACGGACGGACGGACGGACCAUGGCGACCUCCGGAGCCCUGUUCCCCAGCCUGGUGCCCGGCGCGCGGGGCACGUCCAACAAGUACCUGGUGGAGUUCCGGGCGGGCAAGAUGUCCCUGAAGGGCACCACCGUGACGCCCGACAAGCGCAAGGGGCUCGUGUACAUCCAGCAGACCGACGACUCGCUCAUCCACUUCUGCUGGAAGGACCGCACCUCGGGCAGCGUGGAGGACGACCUGAUCAUUUUCCCCGACGACUGUGAGUUCAAGCGCGUACCCCAGUGCCCCAGCGGGAGGGUCUACGUGCUCAAGUUCAAGGCCGGCUCCAAGCGCCUCUUCUUCUGGAUGCAGGAACCCAAGACAGACCAGGACGAGGAGCACUGCCGGAAGGUCAAUGAAUAUCUGAACAACCCGCCGAUGCCUGGCGCCUUGGGGACCAGUGGGAGUGGAGGCCACGAGCUGACAGCGCUGGGCGGUGAGGGCGGCCUGCAGAGCCUGCUGGGUAACAUGAGCCACAGCCAGCUGAUGCAGCUCAUCGGGCCAGCCGGCCUCGGAGGACUGGGUGGACUGGGUGCCCUCACCGGGCCGGGCCUGGCCAGCUUGCUGGGCAGCGGAGGGCCUCCUGCCAACAGCUCCCCAUCCAGCUCCCGGACCCCGUCGGCAGCCGCCCCAUCCUCCACGGCCUCUUCCACCCGCACCACCCCCACCCCCUCCGCUCCUGCUGCUGCAGCUGCCACCAGCCCUAGCCCUGCGCCCAGCUCGGGGAAUGGAGCCAGCGCGGCCACCAGCCCCACCCAGCCCAUCCAGCUGAGCGACCUGCAGAACAUUCUAGCCACAAUGAACGUGCCAGCGGGGCCCGGGGCUGGCCAGCAAGUGGAUCUGGCAAGUGUGCUGACACCUGAGAUCAUGGCGCCCAUCCUGGCCAACGCCGACGUGCAGGAGCGCCUGCUGCCCUACCUGCCCUCCGGGGAGUCGCUGCCCCAGACGGCUGAGGAGAUCCAGAAUACGCUCACCUCCCCCCAGUUCCAGCAGGCCCUGGGCAUGUUCAGCGCGGCCUUGGCGUCAGGACAGCUGGGCCCCCUCAUGUGCCAGUUCGGCCUGCCUGCGGAAGCCGUGGAGGCGGCCAACAAGGGUGAUGUGGAAGCAUUUGCCAAAGCCAUGCAGAACGGUGCCAGUCCUGAGCCGAAGGAGGCUGAGGAGGGGAAGGACAAGAAGGACGACGAGGAGGACAUGAGCUUAGACUGAGGCGGCGGCCGGCCUGACCACACCCGCGGCUGCUUUCCCCGCAUCUCUCUCUUCCCCCACGCUCACCAAUAAACAUCUUUUCUUAUCUGCCAAA